This is a messenger RNA of Danio rerio (zebrafish), 2531 nucleotides long. The record is from RefSeq and is a predicted model, not a curated record. Lineage: Eukaryota; Metazoa; Chordata; Actinopteri; Cypriniformes; Danionidae.
GGGACUGAGCUCAGCUACAUACAAUUUCAAGCAUCAUGCCUGUGGCAGCCAUCAGCACAGAGCAUGCUGUGCCCCAGGUGCUGGACACACUGAGCGACAGCACCAGCUCCACCACUGCCAAUGAUCUGGACCUCAUCUUCCUCAAGGGCAUCAUGGAGAGCCCGGUGAGUGCAGAGAGUCUGGAGGAGACCCGACUGGAGGCUGUGAGGGACAAUAAUGUGGAGCUGGUGCAGGACAUUCUGAGAGAGCUGAGCCCCUUUACACACCGCAGCAACACAGCAGCAGAGCUGUCCCGCAUACUCAACCAGCCACACUUUCAGUCUCUGUUGGAAACCCAUGACUCUGUGGCCUCUCAGACGUGUGAGUCUCCACCUCCCAGCCCCUGUGCUUUCAUGGAGCCACCCAUCAGCACCGCACAGGUGCCUGCUGAUGCCAUCCGCAUGGUGGGCAUUCGCAAAGUGCCUGGAGAGCACCUGGGUGUGACAUUUCGUAUUGAGAAUGGAGAGCUGGUGAUCGCCCGUAUUCUCCAUGGGGGGAUGAUUGAUCAGCAGGGUCUGCUUCACGUGGGUGACAUCAUCAAAGAGGUGAAUGGGAGAGAGGUGGGUGACGACCCUCGAGUGUUGCAGGAGGUACUGCAGGAGACCAGCGGCAAUAUUGUGCUCAAAAUCCUUCCCAGCUACCAGGAGCCACAUCCCCCCCGACAGGUUUUUGUGAAGUGCCAUUGUGAUUAUGAUCCUGCCAAUGACAACCUCAUUCCAUGCAAGGAGGCGGGACUAAUGUUCUCAAGUGGAGACAUCCUGCAGAUUGUUAACCAGGAAGAUGUGAACUGGUGGCAGGCACGUCAUGUGGAGGGAGGCAGUGCUGGACUGAUUCCCAGUCAACUUUUGGAGGAGAAGAGGAAAGCUUUUGUUAAGAGAGAUGUUGAGCUUUCACCAGCAGCCAAUCUUUGCAGUGGAAUGGUGGGCAAAAAGAAAAAGAAAAUGAUGUAUCUGACUACAAAAAAUGCAGAUUUUGACAGGCACGAGUUACUGAUUUAUGAGGAGGUGGCAAAAGUUCCACCAUUUCGCAGGAAGACACUGAUUCUGAUUGGUGCUCCUGGUGUGGGCAGACGAAGUCUGAAGAAUAAGCUGCUGGUGUCAGACCCUCAGCACUACGGCGUCACCAUUCCCUACACCUCUAGAAAGGCCAAAUCUGCAGACAGAGAGAAUAUGAUGUAUGCCUUCACAUCCCGGAGUAAGAUGGAAGCUGAUAUUAAAGCUGGCCGCUACCUUGAACAUGGCGAAUAUGACGGCAACCUCUAUGGCAUCAAGAUUGACUCCAUUCAUGAGGUAGUGGAGGCUGGACGCAUCUGCAUCCUGGACGUCAAUCCACAGACCCUAAAAGUGCUCAGGACAUCAGAGUUUUUGCCGUACGUGGUGUUCAUUAAAGCCCCUGAGUUUGAGGUACUGAAAGCCAUGAACAGAUCUGGAAUUGAGGCAGGAGUGGCGACAAAACGAAAAACAGACGCAGAGCUGAAGAAGACCAUAGAGGAGAGCGCCAAGAUUCAGAGGGUGUACGGACACUACUUCGACCUUACUAUAGUAAACGAUGAUUUGGAAGAGGCCUACAGUACACUCAAAUCCUCCUUGGAGAAGUUAAAGGGGGUUCAGCAGUGGGUUCCGGUCGGGUGGGUCUUUUAGAGCUACAGCUAAUGGAUGUUUCCAGUGACACUUUAUGCCAGUGCUGACUGGUUUAUAUCAUCAACCUCGUGCCAAUAUUCUACAGUGAGCAGAGAGAUCUGACUCAGACAUGAGUGUGUGUGAGUGUGAGUGUGUGGAUUCGCCAUCUACCUUUUACAAACACAGCUACAUCCUGAUACAAACCUCAGAACCAAACCUAUUGCAAAAUCUUGUGUCAGAAUUUAGCUACCGUCUCACCGUUUCAUUUAGUUUAGUUCAAGCAUCAUUUAUUAUCGUUUUAGCAUCAUAAAAGAUUAGUAAAAGAAGAAUCCCUUGAAGAGUAAGAUGAGUUCAUUUCAGUAACGUAUUUGUGUAAGAUAAAAUUAUAAUAUUUUGUAGAGAACAUUUAGAAUUUUCAUAAUCGAUUGGCUAAAGUUUUUUUGUUUUGUUUUGUUUAUUUGUAUUGUCAGGCCUGUAGCCAGCCUGGUGAAAGGGGUGGUUCUUUUCUCUCAAUAUUGGACCUUUCUGCAGUUAUUCGCCUCAUUUUUUAUUUAACUACGAAGUUAAAUAUUUAUAGUGCAAAUAGCUACUGCAUUUUAGUGACAUUUUAAGCACUAUUUAUUUCUGGAUUCACUUAUUGGGCGGUCAUCAUAACUACACUUUUUGAUGUACAAAAACAUUUCCUUAAGAUUUAAAAUGAAGGAAUAUUAAAAAAAAAAAACUUAUUUAGACAUAUUAUUUUCAUCACAUAUCAUUCGGAAAAAAGGAACCUGAUAAAGUUUUACACUACCAGGGAUCAGAAGGAUUUUAAAAUGUUUAAAAAUAAGCUUCUCCUGCUCAACAAGGCUGCAUUUAUUUCAUCAAAAAUACAGU